AUGGAUCGGUUUUCUACUGCCGGUCUCCCCGACGUCUUCCAAUCAGAGCCUAUUCUACCAUCCUCCCAUAAAGAACCUCGCCUUCCACAAAUCCCAUCUUCCCCGCCAUCAGUUGCAUCGGAUAUCGGGAGUGGACGCAAACUUCGAAAACCUCCUUCUGUCACACCUCGAUCAUUCCGACGAUUUUUUACACCAAGAUCUCUCUUAAAUAGUGAAAGUCAUGGAAAUGUAACCGCCAGUCGCGAGGCCCUACGGGCGUUGACCUCGCCGGCCUUCAAUCGUCUUGCUCCAGCAUUUACUAGAUCGUCCGAAAGUCGCCCUCAAACCUCUUAUGAAGACCUGCCGCAAGAAACUUUCCAGACUCCAACUCGUAAAAGGAAAAAUUCUUUCUCCUCUGUCGCUUCCCCAAUACAAUCGUCGCCAUUGAAAAAAGUUCGUUUGAGAUCUCCGGCUGGCCAAGAUGUAGAGCUUGGUAACACAAUUCGGGAUAUGGAUUUGGGGACUCGGGAACACCACGCAGAUGCUCCGCCAAAACAGGAACCGGUGCUGCCAAUUGUUCGUUCACGGGCAUUACAGACGGCUGGAACUUUGUUCAUGCGAACAUUGGAAGGAAACCGCGCAAACCGACUCACCAUCCGGUCGACUUACGGAGCUGGCUGGCAGGAUCUCACUUCAAAUUUUCAUACACGACCUGAAGAUCGAUACAAAUGUACUAGCUAUUUGAGGCCUGGACGACACACAAUGCCGUUUUGCAAUGCUUCCUGUAACACAAACUCAUUGGUGGCUGUGGGUGAUGAAGAGGGAAGUAUUCGAUUAAUCGACUCUUCUAAAGACGACAAGCAAGGGUUUUCCGGCGCGUUUCUUCAUUUUCGCCCUCACCAGAACUCAAUCAUGGACUUAGAGUUCUCGUCCGACGACCUGUUACUGGCUACAGCUUCUGGUGACCAAUCCUCCAUGAUUAUCGACAUGACAACCCAGCAGGCAAUCCACUGUUUGGCCAACCAUGCUUCUUCGGUCAAACAAGUCCAAUUCCAACCCGCCUCUGGCAAUAAAGUCCUCGCUACUUGCAGUCGUGAUGGAAAUGUCAGUAUCUGGGACCUCCGCUGCAAAGGCUUCGAGCGUCCCGCUCAACAGGUCCGGUGCUCGCUGGAAUCAGAGGCCGGGGCUGACACCGAACCAUGGACUCCACCGGCUGCUCCUAAAAUGACCUAUCCCCAUGUACUCAACACCAUCCACGGCGCUCACAGGGACAUUACGCUUCAAAAAUUGUCUGCGGACAAGAACGAACCCACCCCUGUGGGACGAACUGAUAUCACUGUUACCUCUCUUGCCUUCCUCCCCGCUGGUCAGGAAAAUCUGUUUGUGACCUCGUCCGAAGCCAGUGCUAGUGUUCGACUUUGGGACCUGCGAACGGCAUACAGUAUCCGUCGAGGAGGUCGACCUGUUAUUCCGUUGUCUACAACUAGAGAGCCUGAUACUCAUAUCAAGUACCGAAGCUUUGGCGUAACUUCAAUGGCGUUAGGCGGCGACGGUUCUCGACUCUACACUCUCUGCCGGGAUGGCACUGUCUACUCAUAUGCUACUUCACACUUGAUUACCGGGCAUGCCCCAGAGCUUUCCUUAAACAAUGACCGGUUCCGUCGUACUGUUGGAUAUGACAAAGAGGGCCUGGGACCCAUUUACGGAUUCCGUCACCCACGUAUGCAAGUCUCUUCGUUUUAUGUUAAAUUGGCUCUGCGCAAACCGACACACGAUCACCCAGAAAUGCUGGCAGUUGGCAGCAGUGAUCAGUGCCCUGUUCUUUUCCCUACCGAUGAGCGUUUCCUCCAGCGUCCGGUUAAGACCCUCUCUGAUGAUAAUCUCCCUCGCCGCAAUUCUCUGUUUACCAAUCGAUAUGGACUUCGACGCACCAACUCCGGAACUGGCAAGUCUGGUCGCGCAGAGGAUACUAUUCCUAUCUACCAAUCAGGUACCCCUCUUGUUGAAGGUCACUCCAAGGAAGUGACCACCAUGUCAUGGACUUAUGAUGGUGAUCUCGUCACCGUUAGCGAUGAUUACACUAUCCGUUGCUGGCGUGAAGGCCCCGAAGCUCGUGAACUCCGCAAAUGUGGUGAAACCGGGGGUCGACGUCACAAAUGUGGCUGGGCUGAGACGGCAGACACCUAUGAUGAUGAAGACGAAUGA
Messenger RNA from Penicillium malachiteum, 2184 nucleotides. RefSeq names its product WD40 repeat domain-containing protein. NCBI's taxonomy places the organism in Eukaryota, Fungi, Ascomycota, Eurotiomycetes, Eurotiales, Aspergillaceae. Gene Ontology annotation, biological process: proteasome-mediated ubiquitin-dependent protein catabolic process. The transcript has 3 exons. Gene Ontology annotation, molecular function: protein binding; protein-macromolecule adaptor activity. Bases 1 to 2184 code for a protein of 727 amino acids. Gene Ontology annotation, cellular component: nucleus. The record is from RefSeq and is a predicted model, not a curated record.